Molecule: messenger RNA, 120 nt
Organism: Dentiscutata erythropus
Lineage: Eukaryota; Fungi; Glomeromycota; Glomeromycetes; Diversisporales; Gigasporaceae
Source: the annotation of a GenBank genome assembly
AUGGUGAUACUGGUAAAACUGGUGAAACCUAGUGAUACUGGUAAAACUGGUAAUAUGGUGAUGCUGACACAAUCUUCACCUACAAUCACUUUAUUGACAAGCUUAAGUCAGGUAGUAUAA